CUUGUCAUCUGUGGUCUUUUGUGUGGUCAGGACUCAGGAGUUGUUGAGGGGCAAAUUUGUUUCAAACCAAUAAAAAUAAACUAUUAUUUGCUAACAAUACCUUACUAAUGUUGUUAUAAACUAUUCCUCCAUUUUAUUGUAAAUAAUCUUAAUCAAUUUCUUAAAAAUGAUGAGCGAUGACGAUCGCGACAUCGAUAUCGAAAGUGAUGCUGAAAACGAUUCUGAUUCUCGUCCAAAUCCACGCAAUGGAUUAAGUGGCUAUUAUUCUCAGGCGGAAAAAAGGGCACAUCAUAAUGCCUUGGAGCGUAAAAGAAGAGAUCAUAUAAAAGACAGUUUUACAUCAUUAAGAGAUUCUGUACCUGCAUUGCAAGGAGAGAAAGUAAUAUUACAGGCAAGUCGAGCACAAAUAUUAAAGAAGGCAGCAGAAUAUAUCCAGUUCAUGAGAAGAAAAAACAAUUCACAUCAACAAGAUAUUGAUGACCUCAAACGGCAAAAUAAUAUAUUAGAAACACAGAUCAGAGCAUUGGAAAAGGCUCGGGCGACCGGAAACUACAUGGACGCACACGAGCUCGGUCUCGGCAUCAAGUCCGAGGACAGUUCCCACGACACCGACAGCUCGGACGGAGAGGGCACCACGCGGCGCGUCAAGAAGCUCAAGAUCAACGGGGUCAACGUCUGAAGUGACCCGAGCGAUAUUCCGGCGUCGGCGACCACCCCCGACUUCACGAAAAGAAACAAAUCCGCCGUCCAUUGUAAAAAGUCAUCACGAGUGCGGCUCUCGGAGCAGACGCGCCGAUUGAGAUAAGUUUUGUUAGGAAACGAAUAUUCUGUGAAAUGUGGAGCCAUUUUGGCAAACCGGAAUCGUUGUCCCAUCGGCGUUAGUCCGGAAUUUACUGUUAGAUUUUGUUUUUGCGACAGUUAUAUUUUUAUAUUUUUUUGUUAAAAUCAUGUUUAAGGAAACGGAACGUUAUCUUUCAUCGUGACGCCGAUGCGGCCCUAGAACGGAGAGUUCUUAAGUUCUAGGAAUUUUAAAAUUAUGUGUAAAUACUGUUCAGUCUAAGGCAACACUGAGAAUAAAUACUUUUGCCGCUUUCAUCGUAUCGAACGCAGGAUAUACGUACAUGUAGAUAUUUAUAUAUAUAUAUAUAAUAUAUAUUAUAGCGUUCGAGAGAUGUCGAAGUGGAAACUGUCCUUAUUCGUGAUUAAAGUAAGACAACAU
Molecule: messenger RNA, 1219 nt
Organism: Pieris napi
Lineage: Eukaryota; Metazoa; Arthropoda; Insecta; Lepidoptera; Pieridae
Gene: Max
Product: protein max
Exons: 5
Coding region: 167-679 (170 amino acids)
Biological process (GO): positive regulation of transcription by RNA polymerase II
Cellular component (GO): RNA polymerase II transcription regulator complex
Molecular function (GO): protein dimerization activity; DNA-binding transcription factor activity
Source: RefSeq, a predicted model, not a curated record